Messenger RNA from Danio rerio (zebrafish), 1988 nucleotides. It is a transcript of the gene nog2, whose product is annotated as noggin 2. Gene Ontology annotation, cellular component: extracellular region. Gene Ontology annotation, biological process: negative regulation of BMP signaling pathway; negative regulation of cell differentiation. Lineage: Eukaryota; Metazoa; Chordata; Actinopteri; Cypriniformes; Danionidae. The record is from RefSeq and is marked provisional.
CGGAUUUGUGACACGGCCGGGGAUUUGAAAGCACCGCAGCCGCGUCUGGAGAACAUGCAGCAGAUAUUCUUGGGGACGCUUGACUUGUAGAGGAGCUGACAGGAGCCUGAUAUUAAACCGGACUGACAGCGAACAUGUUCUAGGCGCUUCUGAAGUUCCGAUUGCGCGCGGAGUUCAGCAGGAUCUGCCCGCGCUGUGGAGAGACUGAGCGGCUCACGUCCCGGGUCAGCAGCGCCGGUUCGGCGGGACGCGCUGGAGCCUCAUUGCUCAGCAGAGUGAGAAAGAGAAAGAGAGAGAGCGUAAAAAUAACAUUGGCUAAGACGCGCUCCAUUCCACGGGCGCGCUGACAUUUCAAACGCCAGUUUGGGUGGCACCCGGCAACAUAAACCCGAGCAGGCUGUAGAAACGGUGCCAUCCCAUCCGGACUGGUUACCAUGGCAACCCGGCGCUAAAAGAAAAUCUGAUUAUUAAAUCUGAGGAUACGCUUCUGACCCCUUUGCACGCCUCACCUGAGCGAGUAUCCCUGAAUAAAAGAAAAAGAAAAGCAGCUCAUGUCCCAUGUCAUACCCGGCCACGCGGCCGUCUAUUAAAAGAUCUCGCUCGUGCUGUCGCUCGGACUAUUUAUGCACGUGGGCGCAGUGAGGGCCAACUCCACUCCGUAGACAGACAGAAGACGAGUCAUGGGCAGCAUCACCCGCGCGCUGCCGCUGCUGCUCCUGCUGCUCCUGUGCGCGCACGGCACCGCAUCCCAGCACCACCUGCGCCUCAGGCCCUUGCCCAGCGAAGGUCUACCCGUCCCAGACCUCAUCGAGAACCCCGACCCGGAGCACGACCCACGCGAGCAGGACCUCUCGGAGAAGACCCUGCUCAAAAAGCUGGGCAGCAACUUCGACGCCAACUUCAUGUCCAUCCACCUGCCCGCGCAGCUGAACGCCAGCGCGCCGCCGGAGCUGCCGCGCCUCCCCAUGCCCGCGGAGCUCAAGAAGCUGGACCUCACGGAGACGCCGUACGGCAGGCGCGUCAAGGUGGGCAAGAAGGCGCGGCGGAAGUUCCUGCAGUGGCUGUGGAUGUACACGCACUGCCCGGUGCUUUACACCUGGAAGGACCUGGGCUUGCGCUUCUGGCCGCGCUACAUCAAGGAGGGGAACUGCUUCAGCGAGCGCUCGUGCUCCUUUCCCGAAGGCAUGUCCUGCAAACCGGUCAAGGCUGUGACCAAGACCUUCCUGCGGUGGUACUGCCAGGGCUUCAUGCGGCAGAAAUACUGCACGUGGAUACAGGUGCAGUAUCCCAUCAUCUCCCAGUGCAAGUGCUCGUGCUGAGCUGCGCGUGCGCGAGAGGGUUUAUCCAAUAUGAAUGAUUGCACUGUUUACCCACGGACAGAGGGAUGUGUGGCGCCACAUAGCGAUUCUAUUUUUUUAUAUAUAUAUAUAUAUAGCUUUUUAAUUCAAGAUAUAUGACAUAUAUGUACAUAUUUAAGUCGAAGAAAGAAGAAUGCAGCUAUUUUUGUUAAAGGAUCAGGACCAUAUUCUCACGAGGAGCACUUCAGCUCGUGGUUAUUUUUAUGAAGUUAUUGGGAAGACGAAAGAGAGAACUUCACUUUCCUCCUGUCGAACUCUAUUUAUAGAGACUGAAGAACACUGCGGGGAUGCCUAGACGUUUUGUACAAAUAUUAAUAUCAAUUAUUGUUGAAAAAAAGAGGCUGGGCUGAAAGUUAUACAGUGGAGUCGGCUUUUAUUUUUUUUCUUUUGGAAAUCAUAUAGUAUUUUAGUAAAAAGACACACAUGUGUACGGUUUAUUUAUUGUUUUAACGGUUGUGAGUAUAGAUAAAGAGAAUAGAAUAUACCAGAAAUUCUACUUGAAAAGUUCUAAAGAUGAAUUUAAGAGAAUAUUAAUAUUAUUAAUAAUAAUAAUAAUAAACAUGUCAGUGUAAAAUGCCAUGGUUUUAGCAAUAAAAUCUAUUAAACGUGGACUGAGUGUGAAGGAUCUGA